ACAGAACUUGUAUCACUGUCUACAACUAAUUUGGCAAGGCAAUUGAUAGAAACCGAGAAGUGAAGGUCAAAUCGGUGAUCCUAAGGCAGGCCUCUGUAGCUCCCUGACAACACAUGUGUGAAGUUACUCAAACACACAGUGGAGCUCUCAUGAGUCGUAAAUACAGAGGGAGGGAGGUCAUCUGUUCCCUCCUUUUCUUCUGACUUCUGGUGAGGCGGCUACUACCACUUCCCCUUCGCCAUUCUCCUUUUCGUCUUCAUGAGUUCUGCUGUGUUUCAUUUUUUGUUUUAUUUAAUUUUUGUGGUUGUUGUAUUGUUUCUAUUUAUUUUGAUUCCUAGUCUGGGAUCGUCCAAGUUUGCUUCGUUAGGUUCAAGGUGCAGUUCUGUUUUUGUAAAACGGAAAUGGAGAUAGCUUGUCAAUCAGCUAGGUUGAAGUGCUGAAGGUCGUUGUAGUAGGGCCUGUGUCUGUGCCUCGUUGAGGUUUAAGUUGUAGGGUCGUGCUGUUCCUUCGUGACGUCGAGGUUUAAGCCACGCGGUGGUGUUUCUUGGUGGUGACUUUAGGGAGCCUGAUCACAUUGAAGUUAAAGUUUCUGAAACUUUUUGAAGCGCAAGUCUGAAUAUAUGUGUGUGCGUUAAUUGAUUAUCAGUGGAUUUGUUGAUGGAAGAGCGAGAUUUGCGAGCUGUUUGACAUGGGGAAAUGGCUCUGGGGAGACAUAGGCUUGCUGUAGUAUGGAAGUAGCAAACUGUGCGUGAUUGAGCUCCUCUCAGGGGUCUUGGAGGUGUGGAGUGUGAUUAUUGAUCCUUGUUGAAGAGAGGGUUUUGUGGGGAGUUUAAUGAGCUUGUCUGUUGUGAGGUGAGGGUUAUUUACACUGAAAGAGAACUGCGAAGGGCAAUCCAAGUGAUAAGGAGAGUUAGACACACUGUACUUGCGUGACAUUGUUGAGAGAUGUUGCUCUCGGGAGCACUUAGCUACUUUCCACUCCCUCAAGUAUGUCUGUGAAUCGAGAAGUUGAUUGUCAUGAUCAUAGCACACGGUGACAGUAUCAGGAUCCUGAAAACAAGAUUCAAUUUUUCAUUACAGGUAACCUUUUUAUGACUCAUACCUUGGAACGAUUUGCCAUGAUAGUACAGCUUUUUAAGAAGGUUUCGUCACAUCAUCAACUUCUGCGGAUAGAAUGAAGUACAGAGAGGUUGCAGGCAUGGAGCGAGAGGCAAGUUUUAGGAGGUGAUCGGUGAAGGGUCCCAAACAUACGAAGGGUGGGAAAAACUGGAAGCAGCUAUGAUAGGAACCCCUAUUGCCUUUGGACUGACCAUGAUUGUUUGUUUCACACUCUUUUAUUACUACUGGCGCAUUCGGCAACUCCGAGCUCGACUUCUGUCCGCCCAAUCUGCACCAGUUCAGGACGACUUCCCCGUUGAAUUCGGGAUUGGGAAGAACGUGGUGGAGACAUUUCCAACUAUAAAAGCAUGUGAGCUGGAGUGCACAGCUGCUGAAGAUCUGCAGUGCCCGAUUUGCCUAGUGGAAUACGAAGAGUGGGAAGUUCUGCGGCAGCUGCCUUUUUGCGGCCACGUCUUUCACACUCUCUGUGUGGGUGCUUGGUUUGAAAAGCAGACUACUUGCCCAGUCUGCCGCAUGAGCAUGUCAGAGCUUACGGGAUCAUUCGGUGAUUCUAUAAUUGCAGACUCUACGCGCAACUGCAGAGUUCGUCCUCCCUCAUCGGACGUUACAGUAGAGGUAAUUACAAGCGACACUCCAUCCUGGAUACUGGUCAACCGUUGUCUCCCCUUGCCUGCCCCACCGGUGCCUGCAACGGAAACUACUGAGGGCAAUCACACAUGCACAUGCACCACAGGGAUUCUGAACGAAAAUGGGUUAACGCAGCCAAAAAUGGCGACUGAAACACCUGCUAGUCGUGAGUGUGUGCAGCUGGAUGUUGCUCAGAGAAGAGAAACAGGCUCCACAGAUUUUCAUCUUGUCAACAUACCACAAGAACGAAGAAAUCUGUGUUCCAAAUGUAAGCACUUCAUGAAGCGAGUCAGAACUAUCUCUUCUGGAGAUUCUUUGUAUUCAAUGAACAGACCUGAAACCCUGCAUGAACAGGGAGACGUCCAGAUAUUGCUUUUUCGAUCAAGCGCCCAGUCUUGGGAAGGCAAUGGUCUUUCGGUAUCCCGUGAUAAUGAAGAGGUCGAAGGAGGGAGGCUCAAUCCUCAGGAGACCUUUAGGUUGCAAGAAACAAGUGGACAGAAUGGUAUGACAGGAACGCACCAGUUUACCGUGGAGGCAGACGGUCCUGUGAGCAAAGAUGAUUCCAAUGUCGAUUCUAGUCGAAAUUUCAGAGAAGAGAAAGUGUCGGAGAAUGCUCUGCAAACCGUGUUAGAGUCUGCACAAGGAUCAUUCGAGUUUCAACCAGUUAUCACAGCCAACGGUGAAUUAACAUUCCGAGCGACGACCCAGUAAGAUGAGUAGAUUUUAGGCUGUGAUUCACUAUCCGCUGGUGCUCAAUCAGAACAAUUUUAAGCACUUGUGGAGUUUCGCCAGAGCUCUGAGUUUAAGAAGCAAUUUAGUAAAAGACCGUCAGUUCAAGCUCAUUAUUCUCUUCUAAUCGCUUGGUAUAUCAACAAUUCAGACAACACGACUGAUCGCAUUGUAACAGCUGAGCAUCUUUUCUAGCUUGAUCAAUUGGUUUAUUAAUCUGCUUAAGGUAGGAAACCAGUGUCGUGGGAAAUAGUCUGUCUGUGGAAAAGUUUUUCAUUUUGUUUGAAAUCCUUGAAACUGGCCUGGGAAUUCUAUAGUCUUAAAGUAAAAAUUCCAAGACUAGGUGGAUGGGACACGUUUGGUGCAAGUAUCUAUCAGCGAAGUGCUCGAUCAUGGGCCAUGGCAACAAGAACAGCAAAUUAUUUUGCAAGAUACUUAGGCAGGAACUUUUACUUCCUGGGCAUCAUCUUCA
This is a messenger RNA of Physcomitrium patens, 2947 nucleotides long. RefSeq lists its product as uncharacterized. The record is from RefSeq and is a predicted model, not a curated record. Lineage: Eukaryota; Viridiplantae; Streptophyta; Bryopsida; Funariales; Funariaceae.